Molecule: messenger RNA, 6096 nt
Organism: Indicator indicator
Lineage: Eukaryota; Metazoa; Chordata; Aves; Piciformes; Indicatoridae
Gene: ADAMTS7
Product: ADAM metallopeptidase with thrombospondin type 1 motif 7
Exons: 27
Coding region: 1-6096 (2031 amino acids)
Biological process (GO): extracellular matrix organization; proteolysis
Cellular component (GO): extracellular matrix
Molecular function (GO): metalloendopeptidase activity
Source: RefSeq, a predicted model, not a curated record
AUGGGCGCCGAGGCAGGGGAAACACCGCACGGGAGCCGCCAGGGGGCGCCCUCGGGACGCAGAGGCGACGGGAGGGGCGCUCUGUUCGACCACGCCCCCUCCCCUGCACCACGCCCACUGCAGCGAUUAACUCCGCCCAUUGCCAUAAUGCCACGCCUACCGCCGCGGUUGGCCCCGCCCCCGUUUGCCGCUCGCCGCUCGUCGCCCGCCGCCACCGGCCGCGUCGAGCCGCCAGCUGCCCGCACCCAUGCCGGUCCCAGCCCCGGCCGGCCUCCUGCGCCUCGCCGCCGCCGUGUUGGUGCUGGUCACGGGCGUGCAGGCGGGCGGAGGAACCGCGCCGACAGGUCCGCGGAGAGAAGAAGAGGGCGGUCUGGGCGGGAUGGAUGCGGGAGGCGCGGGGAUGUCCGCGGCUCGUUCUGCGGGAACCGGAGUCGGGCAGCAAGGUGCUUGACCCGCCGCUUCUCUCCCCGCGGCUCUUCUCGGUUCGCCCUAACUGCUCCCGACCCCCCCGUCCGCCUCCGGUUCCCCCCGAUUCUCCCGAGUGCUCCCGGCUCCCCGCGGCUCCUCCCGUUCCCCUCGUAUUUCCCCGCGGUUUUCCCGGUUUCCCCGAGUGCCUUCAAGUCCCACCGGUUCCUCCGGCUGCCCUCGUUACCGGAUCCAACUGGAAUUUGGGUACUUGACCUCACCAGUUACCGGAUCCAGAUGGAAUCUGGGUACCUGAUCCCCCCAGGCUCCCUUGGGAGUUCAGCCUCCAGCCAAAGAGAGCCUGCUCCACCGCCCUCCAGCAGCGACAUCGUCCAUCCCAUCAAGGUUGACGAGAGCGGAUCCUUCCUGUCCUACGACUUGUCCCACCGAGCCCUUCACCGGAGGUCUCCUUCCUCCAGGAGCAAGCUCCUUGCCUUCUAUCAGCUGCAUUACAAAGGCCAACCCCUGAAAUUCAACCUGAGCCUCAACAGCCACCUCCUGGCCCCUGGCUUCGUCAGCGAGAGGCGCUUCGGGGGCAUCGCCAGCGCCAAGAUCCGCACGCACGCCCACAACUCCUGCCACAUGAUCGGGGAGGUCCACAGCCAGGUGCAGGCAGGAGGUCUGGCUGCUCUCAGCACCUGUGAUGGGCUGAAAGGUGUGUUUCAGCUCAUGGAUGAGGACUAUUUCAUUGAACCAGUGUCCACCAGCUUCCAAGAGCAUGGAGCACCACAGCCCCAUAGGAUCUACAAGCGCCAGGCUCCUGAGCAUGGAGCAGAGCAAGGCAGGAGGCCACCAGCUCCAGGGGAAGCCUGUGGUGUGCAAGAAUCUCAGGAGGACCUGGAGAGGGCUGAGAAGCGGAGGGAGAGAUGGGAGCAGAAGCAGCACAGGAAGAGGAGAAUCAAGCAGCGCUCCAUCAGCAAGGAGAAGUGGGUGGAGACCCUGGUGGUGGCAGACACCAAGAUGCUCGAGUACCACGGCAGCCAGAACAUCGAGAAGUACGUGCUGACCGUCAUGAACAUGGUGGCAGGGCUGUUCCACCAUGCCAGCAUUGGCAACCCCAUCAACAUCGCCAUCGUGCGCCUCAUCCUGCUGGAGGACGAGGAGGAGGAUCUGAAAAUCUCCCACCACGCAGACAACACCUUGAAAAGCUUUUGCAAGUGGCAGAAGAGCAUCAAUGUUAAAGGAGACUCUCACCCUCUUCAUCACGAUGUCGCGGUCCUGCUCACCAGGAAGGACAUCUGUGCAGCCAUGAACAGACCCUGUGAGACCCUGGGCCUGUCCCAUGUGGCAGGGAUGUGUCAGCCCCACAGGAGCUGCAACAUCAACGAGGACACAGGACUGCCCCUGGCCUUCACUGUGGCCCAUGAGCUCGGACACAGUUUUGGGAUUCAGCAUGAUGGAAGCAGCAAUGACUGUGAGCCAGUUGGGAAAAGACCUUUCAUCAUGUCUCCACAGCUCCUGUAUGACACGUCCCCACUCACCUGGUCCCGCUGCAGCCGCGAGUACAUCACACGAUUCCUUGACCGGGGCUGGGGGCUCUGCCUGGAUGACCCCCCUGCCCGGGAGGUGCUGGACUACCCCUUGGUGCCCCCGGGUGUCCUCUACGACGUGGGCCACCAGUGCCGGCUGCAGUAUGGACCCUACUCCACCUUCUGCGAUGACAUGGAUAGCGUCUGCAACACGCUGUGGUGCACGGUGGGGAACACCUGCCACUCCAAGCUGGACGCCGCUGUUGAUGGCACAGCGUGUGGGGACAACAAGUGGUGCUUCAACGGCGAGUGCGUGCCGGUGGGCUACCGUCCCCAGGCCAUCGACGGCGGCUGGAGCCCCUGGAGCUCCUGGGCUCGCUGCUCGCGGAGCUGCGGCGCCGGCGUGCAGAGCGCCGAGAGGCAGUGCAGCAGCCCCACGCCCAAGUACGGGGGCAGGUACUGCCUGGGGGAGCGGAAGCGGUUCCGGAUCUGCAACGUCAAGCCCUGCCCCCCCGACAAGCCCUCCUUCCGCCAGGUCCAGUGCAGCCACUUCAACCCCAUGCUCUACAAAGGGAAGCUCUACAAGUGGACACCAGUACCCAACAACAUUAACCCCUGCGAGCUGCACUGCCGGCCAGAGGAUGAGUACUUCGCGGAGAAGCUGCGGGACGCCGUCAUCGACGGGACCCCCUGCUACGAGAUGAACGCCAGCCGGGACGUCUGCAUCAAUGGCAUCUGCAAGAACGUGGGCUGUGACUACGAGAUCGACUCCAACGCGGUGGAGGACCGGUGUGGCGUCUGCCAUGGGGAUGGUUCCACCUGCCACACCGUCAAGAAGACCUUUGAGGACAGCGAGGGGCUGGGUUAUGUGGACAUUGGGAUUAUCCCAGUGGGAGCCCGGGAGAUCCGGAUCGAAGAGGUUGCAGAAGCUGGGAAUUUCCUGGCGCUGCGGAGCGAGGACCCGGAGAAGUAUUUCCUGAAUGGUGGCUGGACCAUCCAGUGGAACGGGGACUACAGGGUGGCAGGGACCACCUUCACCUACAAGAGGACGGGGAACUGGGAGAACCUCACCUCCCCAGGGCCCACCAUAGAGCCUGUGUGGAUCCAGCUGCUGUUCCAGGAGACCAACCCGGGUGUGCGGUACCAGUACACCAUCCAGCGCCCAGCCGACAGCCAGAACGAGAUCCAGCAGGCGGAGUUCCUCUGGCGCUUCGGCUCCUGGACCACCUGCACGGCCACCUGCGGCACUGGGGUGCAGCGGCAGGUGGUGCACUGCGUGGAGAAGCUGGCUGGCAUCGUGGAGGAGCGCUACUGUGAUGCCCUCACCCGCCCUGAUGACAAGCAGAGGACCUGCAGCGAGGAGCCCUGCCCAGCCAGGUGGUGGGUCGGAGAGUGGCAGAAGUGCUCGGCCAGCUGCGGCGGGUCGGGGCUGCUGAGGAGGACAGUGCUCUGCAUCCAGAGCGUGGGGCUGGAUGAGCAGAGGGCCCUGCAGCAUGCUGACUGCCAGCACCUCCCCAAGCCAGAGGCCACCGCUCCCUGUCAUCCAGAGGUCCCCUGUCCCUCCCAGUGGGCAGCAGGGAACUGGUCUGAGUGCUCUACCACGUGUGGGAAUGGGACACAGAGGCGCCCUGUCUACUGCAGCAACAGCACCGGAGCCGCCUGUGACCCUGCAGAGAGACCCAGCAUGGAAACCAUCUGCUCCUUGCCACCGUGCCAGGAGCAGCUGGACAGUGCCAAUGUGGACUGGUCUGGCAGUGGCUCCUCCAGCAGAGAGAUCUUUAAUGAAAUCCAUUACAUCCCCAGCAACCACAUGGCCAAGUUUAACCCCUUAAUCCCAACCAUUCCAGAGUCCAAUGAUGUCAAUGUCAUCCCCGAGGAGGACUUCUCAACCAGGAAGGGAAAUGUCUUUGUGGAUGAUUUUUACUACGACUACAACUUUAUCAACUUCCAUGAGGAUCUCUCUUACUAUCCCUUCACAGAGAAAGAGACCAAAGGUGAGGGCCAGAAGCCAGAGCUGAGCACCAAUGAUGUGGAAAGGUCCCAUGAGGUGCCUGCUGAUGUCAAGCCAAGUGGAGAAGCAAGUGAGGACCAUCUGGUGACAAGCCAAGCAAAUGCUUCUGCUCCUGUGCCCAGCAAGGGAGAGACAGAGCCUGGGGGAUUAGCCAUGAAUGACCUCCUGAGUGUGGUCCAUGAGGAUGUGGGGACAGCUGCUCCCAGAUACACCAUCUCUGACCUCAUGGGUGAGGAGGACACAACUUUUGUGCCCCACUCUGAGCACCACCCAUCCACCCAGAGCACCACAAGUCAUGACUCUGCUAACAGCCACGACCACCCACCCCUGGAGGAACCCCGUGCAGCUGUGCCAACAAGGACAGGUCCUGAGCAGGAUGGUCCAGGCCAUGACCUUGUUCCCUGGGCUCCUUACCCAGCUGGUCUCUCCCCACCACUGCUGACUGGUGGGGGCAGCUCUGGCACAGCUACAUCUGCCACACAGCCGGGGAGCAGCGGUGAGGAGCGUGUGAGCGUGGAGGGAGCAGGUGACACCAGCAGUGAGGAGCAGGAGGGGACCAGCUCUGUGGGGAGAGGCCAUGAAGACUCAAGGGAAAUGGGGCUUGUCAUCCCUGGUGCUGUCCCCAAGACCACCGAGCAGGAAGGGUGGGCAGAGAUGCUGGAGAGGACAGUGGGCACGCAGGGAAUGCGGGUGGCCGAUGAGCGAGCCCGAGGGACACACAGGGCAGAUCUGUCCUUCCCCACCACACAGCCACCAGGAUGGGAGAUGGGCACACACCCUGCUGCAAGUCCCUAUCCCAUGGGUGCUGAUGGGAGCCCCAUGGGGCACCAGUCACAGCUCCACACCACCACAUCCCUGACCUCGACUCCCUUGGUGGCCACCACAGCGUUUCCAGCAGCAAUGUCCUUGUCCCCUGCCAUGGCUGGACCUGCCACCCAGCUCAGCUCCAGUGGUCUCACCCAGCAAGGUGCCCGGGUGCCAGCCACGCCCACAGCUCCAGCUCACAGCCCUCCUGUUUACCCAGUGGGAGAAUCACCCUCUGAGUCCCCCUCAACAUGGUGGACCCUGGGGGUGUCCCACCACCCAGAGCUGGUGUCACCCCGUGAAGAGGAGACAUCCCCUGGAGCCCUGCCCAGCAGUACCAUACCAGCAGACUACUCACUGUGGGCAGCUCCACAGACUUUUUCUUUCAGUGAUGGGGAGCAUGAGGUACUCCAGCCCAUCCCUGUCCCACCACCGCUCUGGGAGGAGGAAGACAUGGAGAAGGAGGAGGCUUUGCUUCUGCCAUUGACCACCAUGGCAGCCACUGCAAUGCCCAGCUGGGAGGUCGGGAACUGGAGUGAGUGCUCAGCUACCUGCGGCGUGGGCGCGAUCUGGAGGACCGUGCGCUGCAGCAGCGGCAGCGACGAUGGCUGUGCCGUGGCCAACAAACCUGUGCCAGCCCGGAGGUGUUCCCUGAGACCCUGCUCCUCGUGGCGUGUGGGCAACUGGAGUAAGUGCUCCAGGAGCUGCGGCAGGGGGGUGAAGGUUCGGGAUGUGCAUUGUGUUGACACCAGAGACCAGAGGCUCCUACGACCCUUCCACUGCCAGGCAGUCCUCUACAAGCCACCAGAGCAACUCCCCUGCCAGCGCACACCAUGCCUGGACUGGUACACAUCCUCCUGGAGAGAGUGCUCGGAGGCGUGCGGCGGAGGCGAGCAGGAGCGGUUGGUGACCUGCCCGCAGCUGGGGCGCUGCGAGGAGACCUCGAGACCCAACACCACCCGGCCCUGCAACACACACCCCUGCACCACCUGGCUGGUGGGCUCCUGGGGAGAGUGCACGGCUCCCUGUGGUGGGGGCAUCCAGCGGCGCCAGGUCAAGUGCAUCAACACCAAGACAGGGCUGGCCGAGGAGGACAGCAGCCUCUGUGACCACGAGCCCUGGCCUGAGAGCACCCAGAAGUGCAACCCACAGGACUGUGAGAGCUCUGAGUCAGGCUUCGUCUGCGAGCGUGACCGCUUGACCUUCGCCUUCUGCCAGACCCUGCGUGUCCUGGGCAGAUGCCACCUCCCCACGGUCCACCUGCAGUGCUGCCAAAGCUGUCGGCAGCACGGGCACGGCGCCGCUCCCGACCGCGACCGCGGGGACGAGCGGGCGUCCAGGAGGUGA